Messenger RNA from Ambispora leptoticha, 1695 nucleotides. Lineage: Eukaryota; Fungi; Glomeromycota; Glomeromycetes; Archaeosporales; Ambisporaceae. The record is from the annotation of a GenBank genome assembly.
AUGCAAGCACCUUCAGAAAAAAAGACAGGAAAUAGAUAUGUUGCUAAGUGCAAAUAUUGCUUACUUGAGCAAGAGGGCAAGCUUGAAAGGCUUCACCAACAUGUUCUUAGAUGCAAUAGUUGGCCAGUUUCUGAGAAAACUAGCUAUCUUCAAAAAGCUACUGAAAAAACUACUCUUGCUCACAAGCGAAAUAAAUCUAGUCAAGAAGAGUUAAUCGAAACCACAUCUGAAUUAGCUGAGCCGUCUGUAAGACAAAAAAGUAUUUUAAAUUGGUGUACUAAAUCUAUCUCUUCUGUACAAUCUGAAAAACUCUAUUCAAAAUUAUUAAAUGCUAUUAUAUAUGGUAAUCUUUCUUUUAACUUUGUUGAAAAUCUAUAUAUCCAAGAUUUUCUUCAAGAAUUGGCUCCCAGUUAUCAACUACCUUCUAUCGAUAUGCUGCGAGGACGUAUUUUGACAAGAUCAUUUUCUAACUAUGUUCAAAAAAAGUUGACUACUAUGUCAACUUUUACUGACGCUACUAUUUGUCUAGAUGGUUGGACCGAUAUAUCUGAAAACUCUAUCUAUAGAUUUAUGGUUCUUAAAGAACAUGAGGAACAUGUUAUUGAUAUUGUUGACCUAUCUGCAAACCGUCAUAGAGCAUCUUUUAUUAAAAACAAAUUUCAAGAAAUUUUUGUUAGUAAUGGGUUUCAAAUAUCAUCUGCAAUCGCUUGUGUUACUGACAAUCCUUCUGUAAUGGAGUUAAUGAAAAAUCUUCUAAAGAGUGAGCAUCCGAAUAUCAUUCCUAUUAGAUGUUGCUUAUAUGCAUUCAAUCUUAUUGUAAAAAAUAUCGUUGGCUUUGCUAGUAUUGUUUCUACUUGUAAUAAUAAUCAAAACUUCAGAUAUCAUUAUGCCACUAAUGACAUAUUGAUAAAAAUUAUUAAACCAGUAGUUGAUGCAAUUGGAAGGCUUGAAUCAAGAGACACCACUUUGGCUGAUGUUUUUAAAGAAUUAAUCUACAUCCAUCUUGAAAUAUCCAAACUCGAAGAAGACUCCAUUUCUGGCUUCAAGGCUCAUGCACUGACUGUUAUCAGCCGAAGAGCAAGAGAAUUUUCUAAUGAUAUUUAUUUCAUCGCCUUGUUUCUUUCUCCAGUUUACAAGAGUAUGGCUAUUUCCAAGCAUAUGAAUGGUGAUCGUCUUCUACGCGGAUGCUUAGAAUUGGCCAGGGUCUGGAUGUUUGAUAAAAGAGAUGCUAGUCUGCUUUUUAAAGAGCUGAUUAAUUACAAAGACAAUAAUCCUCCUUUCGAUCGUAUUAGCCCUAAUAUUCAACAGUCACCUAGAUCUUUUUGGACAAGAAAUCGCCUUUCUCCUGACACUCUUUCCAAACUUGUCCAGAUUAAAAAUGAACUUCAGCAAAUCGUCUCCAAAAAAAAGCAAAAAGACAAACAAAAAACAAUUUCCAUACCUGAGCCCUCCGAAGAAAAUGUCAGCUUAUUUUUUAAAGAAACAGAUGAUGAAUUAGAAGGGCCAGAUGAAUUAAAUGAACAAAUUGAAAUAGUUAAUGUUGAAGAAGAAGCUUCUAUUAUGGAAGAGUUUUUUGAUUUUGAGAUGUUUCAAAAAGAUCAAAAAGAAUUUUCUCUUAUCGAAGAAGUUCAUGAUCCUGCAACAAAUAUUGUAAGAGAGGAAUGGUCUAUUGAAGAUAUUUUACAAAAUCAAUAA